This is a messenger RNA of Aspergillus welwitschiae, 1839 nucleotides long. Its product is annotated as Squalene/phytoene synthase-domain-containing protein. The record is from RefSeq and is a predicted model, not a curated record. Lineage: Eukaryota; Fungi; Ascomycota; Eurotiomycetes; Eurotiales; Aspergillaceae. The coding region runs from base 1 to 1839 and encodes 612 amino acids. Gene Ontology annotation, molecular function: intramolecular lyase activity; geranylgeranyl diphosphate synthase activity. Gene Ontology annotation, biological process: biosynthetic process. The transcript is spliced from 5 exons.
AUGAAGCAAAAUGGGACUCGACUAUGUUAUUUUGUAAGAGAGGUACCUUCUACAAGCUUUGUUUCUGCACCUGCUAACCAUAAGCGCGCAAGCAGUCAUUGCACUUAUACCAUCCCUGCAGCGUCGGCACUGACCGUGCUGUACUAUCCAUUCUUCACUGCACAAGAUCGAUGCAAGAUAUGCAUCCUAAUUACGAUUGCCAUACUCGCGACGCUCCCGUGGGAUUCCUACCUCAUACGGUCCGCUAUCUGGACUUAUCCGCCAGACGCAGUAGUCGGCCUCAAGAUACUUGAUAUUCCAAUUGAAGAGGUUUUCUUUUUCGCCAUACAGACAUACAUCACGAGCUUGACAUACUGUGUCUUCACUAAGCCGCUUGUGCGACCCAUGUACCUUCGGUCACAUCUGGAGAGACGUGGAACAAGAAAUGUGGUAGCAACAGUCAUUUUGGCAUUGAUGGGUGGUGGGACAGCGUGCUUGCUGUUGGGACGGCGUAUGACUUACCUGGGCCUGAUUCUGGGGUGGGCCUGCCCUAUCCUGCUAUUUCAGUGGAUGUUGUCUUAUCCUUUACUAUCCGAACUUCCCUGGAAACCAAUAAUCGCCUCAAUCUGCCUUCCCACGCUACACCUCUGGGUUGCAGAUUCACGUGCUCUGGGAACUGGGACUUGGAGGAUCGAGGAGGGCACAAAAUUGGACUUUCAACCAGUCAGAACUACCUGUGCAUUGUUAGACGUCGGAUCUAACAGUAACAGAGAAGCGCUCUUUUUUCUGGUGACCAAUAUGAUGGUCGUGAUAGGACUGAUUGGGUGUGACUACGCAUACGCUCUCCAAGAAUACGAAUUCCUGUCACAGCCAGCGUCAGACACCUACAUCACAUUAAGAAGAGCACUUUCCUUAUUGGCCAGGCCGCUUCCAAUUGACGCAUCUCUCAAAACUGCAUUGUCCCAGGCUGUAUAUUGUCUGCAAGAGAAGAGUCAGAGCAUGUUUCUCGGCAGCGCAUUAUUCCAGGGUCAGCUGCGCAUUGAUCUGAUAUUCCUGUACUCCUUCUGCCGCGUCAUGGAUGAUCUCAUUGACGAAGCCGAGGAUGAACAGGAGGCCAGAUUUUGGGUUACAGAGUGCAGGCACCUCCUAGAUUCAACCCAUCGCAGUGAACCACAUUCCGACCACUUUUACACUGGUAAAAAGGUGGAAGAAUAUGAGAGGCUACGUCAAUCUAUCGGCUACCUUCCUCCCUCUCAUCUAUCUAAUGACUCUUUCUAUGAUCUUUUAAAAGGGUUUGAGAUCGACCUCAAAUUCAGUCCCCAGAGAGAAGCUUUCCCGAUCCAGUCAGAGUACUGUCUAGAUCAAUACGCAGGAUUUGUAGCUGGUACGGUCGGUGUACUAGUCUUCGACCUUACCUUAUUCCAUUGCGGUCAUUAUUAUGUCCAAGAUGUACCGCGGUUGAGGCGAGCGGCCAAGGACAUGGGUAAAGCCAUGCAAUGUAUCAAUAUCGCACGUGAUAUCCAUCGCGAUGCAGCAAUCGGACGAGUAUACAUUCCUACAACAUGGUUAGGCGAAGUGGGCCUUGCUCCGGGAGAUGUAUUACGAUGUCCCAACUCCCCGAUCGCGUAUGAUCUACAGGAGAGAAUGCUGCAAAAAGCAGAUGAAUAUUAUCAGAUCAGCCGAGGGGCGAUGGAGGAGCUACCUCGGGGCGUAAGAGAGCCAGUUCGGGCAACCGUGGCGAGCUAUAUGGAUAUUGGUCAACUGCUGAGGGAGCGGAAAGGCACAAGCCUGGCGCAAGCGUCGAAGAUGAAGGUGCCUUUGGUGCGACGGCUAAAAGUUGGUUGGCUGGCGAUGUUGUAA